Ambispora gerdemannii is the source of this 1434-nucleotide messenger RNA. Lineage: Eukaryota; Fungi; Glomeromycota; Glomeromycetes; Archaeosporales; Ambisporaceae. The record is from the annotation of a GenBank genome assembly.
AUGGCUUCUGAAAGCGAUCAGCCUAAUAAUAAAAAGGUUCUCUUUCCAGAAAUUGGCGAUGUUGUGGACGCUGACGAUGAAGGCAAACCAACCGAGAUUGAGAGCUACUGUGUUAACUGCGAGCAAAAUGGGAUCACGCGAUUAUUAUUAACACGGAUUCCACAUUGGCGAGAUAUAGUCAUUAUGAGCUUUGAAUGUGAACAUUGCAGCUUUCACAACAAUGAAGUCCAAUUUGCCGGUAUAAUUGCAGAAAAAGGAUGCACAUACACUUGCGAAAUCUCAUCAUCCGAAGAUCUUGAUAGACAACUAGUCAGAUCCGAAAGCGCCUCCGUAAAAAUCCACGAAAUUGAUCUUGAACUUCCCUCUUCAACCACUCAACGCGGAUCAUUGACAACCGUCGAGGGUCUAAUCUCGGCUAUCAUUGAUGAUUUGUCGAGUGGGCAGCCGGUAAGGAGGUAUACCGAUGAAGAAACUUAUAAAAAGAUUGAAGCGAUAUUGGAGAGACUGAAAACGUUUCAUGAAAAUCGAGAAAAGUGUACUGUUUCUGUUAAUGAUCCUGCUGGUAAUAGCUAUAUUGAGAAUCUUUGCGCUCCUAAUCCUGAUCCAAAAUUAAAAGUUCGAUAUUAUAAUCGGACACGUGAAAUGAAUAUUGCACUGGGACUAAAUGUAGAUUCUUGCACUAAUGAUGAAGAGGACACAACAAAAAAGGAACAUCCUCAAAAUAAAACAAUAAAUGAUCUACAAACUAAUAAAAAAGAAGAGUUAGAUGACGACAAUGAAAUACCAGAAAUAAUGAUAUUUCCAGCAAAUUGCUCAAACUGCAAUACUCCUAGUGACACGAGAAUGCACAUGAUAGAUAUCCCACACUUCAAAGAAGUAGUAAUAAUGUCGACGGCAUGUGGUUACAAAUCUAACGAAGUAAAAGCAGGCGGUCCAAUAUCCCUGCAGGGAAAACGGAUAAAGCUAAAAAUGGAGGAUAUUGAAGACAUGUCGCGUGACAUUCUAAAAUCCGAGACAUGCAGUCUCGCCAUUCCAGAGAUUGACUUGGAACUAACAACAGGCACGCUGGGUGGUCGAUUCACGACUGUUGAAGGCUUGCUAAGACAAGUCUCUGACGAAUUACAAGGACGUGUGCCGUUUGGGAGUGGAGAUUCGGUUCAGGAGGAGCGCCAUAAAACUUUUGCUAUGUUUAUUCAAAAGUUGAAUAAGGUUAUUUCAGGGGAGUUGUUGCCGGUGCAUUUGAUUUUAGAUGAUCCUUUGGCGAAUUCUUAUUUGCAGAAUUUAUAUGCGCCAGAUUCUGACCCAAACAUGCAGAUGGAAUAUUAUGAUCGUACGUGGGAGCAAAAUGAAGCUCUUGGAUUAAACGACAUGAAUGUGGAAAAUUAUGAAGCAAACAAUGAAAAUGAUUCAGUUGGGCAAGAGAAAAAGUCCUAA